UAAUUAAUUCCAAACCAUUGAUGCUUCCGCGUAAUGUUUUCGACAAUAAAGCGAUUAAACAAUCGCGAAAUCUUAAUGAUGACGAAUAAGAGAUUCAAUACAUCGGCAAGUAUUUCUCGAGAUUAUGUAUUAAGUAUCGAAAAAAAUUAAUUCAAUGUAUUAGCCUUGAAUUUCAAGAAUUGGCGGGCUGUGUAAACAAUCGUACCGAUAAGAUCAUGACGCUAUCAUCAUUCAUUAUGCUUUUUGGUCUCGCUUUGUAUUAAAAAUGAAGAGCGUUUAGUCACAAUUUGGCUUCGAUUGCGAUAUAAUAGUUCUAAAGCGUUAAAAUGAAACUUAUAUUAUUAUUAACAGUCGUUUGUGCGUGCUAUGCAACUAGUCACGCACAGUUCGCAGGACUCUCCAGUAUUGCCGAAGCUGCAGCUGCUGCUGCCCGUAGAAGAUUUUCCGACAACAGCACCCGUCUCAGAAAAGAUCCAAUAAGAGAGCCUCUGCUCCUAAUCGCUGAGCCUUUCGGUAUCAGCCGUGUGAACCUUACGGCUCAUGUUCGUCGACUAAUUCUUCGCACUGAUAACAUCGGUGGCGUCGAGUACCACCUUGGCCGCGACUGCAUCUACUGGAGUGACCUGUCCACCGGUAGAAUCUACGCGCGUUCCCUUGCCGCUGAAGGUCGCGCCGGUUAUAAGGUGAAAUUGCUCAUAGACCGAAGCCCUCUGGAAUGGAGACCUCGUGCCCUGGCCAUCGACUACGUCAACGAGAAGCUCUACGUCGUCGACUCGCGCGGCAAGAAGAUUCACGUGUUCGAUCUCGACGGCAAAGAUCACAGUGUUAUCUUUGAUGGCUUCCUACACGAACCCAUGGACAUCGCUGUAGAUCCACAGGAAGGCGUUAUGUUCAUCGCUGAUGGAAUGAGAAUCAUCAGAGUGAACAUGGACGGCACGGAACCAAAAGCCGUAGUCGCACACCCUAGAUACUAUAUUAAGUCCGUAACUCUCGACCUCGAAAAUAAACACGUUUACUGGUCAGACAACACCUACCACCGAAUCAAGAGCGCCAACUAUGAUGGUUCCAACUUGACUGUUGUUCUCAAGAACGAACACGGCAAAGCUUUCAGUCUUCUCGGCCCAGCCAACCUAGCCUUUAACCAGGGUCUACUUUAUUUCUAUGAUGAUAUCUGGCGCCGUGUCGCCAGUGUGAAGGUCAGCACUUUGGGUGACGGACAUGCCGUCGAGUCCAGCUACAAGAUUGUCUACGACGGCGUUACCGUCAAGGCCAUGAGAAUCGUGCGGCCGGCUGACCAGCACGUGGAUGUAAAGAACCCGUGCGCGGCAAACAAUGGGCUCGGAGAUUGCGAGAAGUUGUGCCUCAUCAGCCCUAAGAAGAGGACUGACGGUCCAUUGACAUACAAAUGCUUGUAGAUUUUGUAUAUUAUUUUAUAUGUAUGUACUCAUUGCUUCAAUAUGAAUAAAAUCCUAUGAUUUUCGAAAAAA
Molecule: messenger RNA, 1487 nt
Organism: Nasonia vitripennis (jewel wasp)
Lineage: Eukaryota; Metazoa; Arthropoda; Insecta; Hymenoptera; Pteromalidae
Product: low-density lipoprotein receptor-related protein 2-like
Exons: 5
Coding region: 327-1415 (362 amino acids)
Source: RefSeq, a predicted model, not a curated record